CGUCCGACUGAUUGGCUGGCGAUCUGGUUGGGUUGAUGCACCAGGUGAAGGAGCGAUAAUUAAUUAAAUUCAGUUCAAUCAAGUGAAUGAUCAUGGAUUGUGGGCCAGAUUUCCUGACAUUCAGAGGAGACAUGUGGAGGGAGCAACCACCGCACGAACCGAGAUAUGAUCACGAUGCGCAACAGUUAAGAGGCCACAAAUCCGAUGCUGUUCUCCCGGGUGAUGAUGAGAAAAGUCGAGGUGUAUAUGAACCUGACCCUAACCUGAAAUUCAACAUGAGAGUGGAGGGUUUGGGCAGUGUUUGGGAUGGCCCUCAUUUUCGCAGAUUCGCGUCCCAGAGGGCCCUCUUCCUCACCUUAUCAAGGAAAAGAAUAAGCCAUGCGAAGCCAGGGCAUUUUGUCAAGCGCAAGAAAUACAGCGGGAGCCUCAAGUGGGAUCAUCAUGCCAUUGGGAGUGUCAGGGGGGAGGAGGGGGUGGUGGUCGAGGAGGAGGAUGUGUAUGCUCUUCAUCCACGACAUGACCCUCAUGCUUCAGAGGUGGGGGCGGAUAUGGCAGGCUAUGCUGGCGGCCGGGAUCGCAGGAAAAUGAUGCCAACGACUGAAGCAACUCAUUGGGCUAUGGACAUUCAUGAAGACAAAGCUCAAGGCAAGGGAGAUGGAGAGGCAGUGGACGUGAAGAGGGAGCACGGGCAGCACGUAGCUGGGGGUGUGACUGAUGAACUGCGGGAGCUGGUGCUGGGGAAGAGAGCAGAUUCAGUGACUUCUCUGAAAGGUGAGAUGAACGUCAAGGUGCCCCUACUUGCCCAAGGAGAGGCGGAGGAUGCAGUGGACAAGGAUUGGAGCAGUGGGAGGGUUAUCGAGAUCUAUUCAGAGGGGGACCCAAGCGCGCAAGUGCGAGCCCUGGGUGGCUUGAGUGUUCGCAGCCUCUCCAAGGGACUAGAAGCUGGAAUGGGAGGCAUAGUAGGAUACAGACAGCGGAUGAGCAGGGUGCGGGCCAUGCUGGCGUCCAGAGAGGCACGGCACAACGACGUGUGGCGAAGGUACAAGGAAACCAAGAAAGAGAUAAAGGCAGAGUGUGAGCAGAUGCUGGAGGCGGCUAUCACUGAGCUGAAGCAGAAGCUGGCCGGCUCAGAGAGUGCAGUUGAGGCAGAACUCCGAUUGCUUGUCUCUGAUGACUUGGGAGCCAUUGAGCUGCAUGAGCUUCAGCACAUCUGGAUUUCUAUCUCAGCUGCAUGUACGAAGCGAGUUACAGCCAUAUCAGAGUUGUCUUCCCAAAUUGAUGACGUGGAAUCCCAUCGUUCGCGACGGAUACAAAGCAAGUUGAUUGAAGUCACGGACAUGCUGGUGGAUAUUGCACAUGCGACGCGUGGGCAGGUGAGCUCAAACUUACAAGUUCAUGCUCUGUGAAUUUUUUAUUCUUCUUCUUCUUUCUCUUCACCUUCACUACCACCUUCCCCUGAACACCAUGUAGAAUGGAAACAA
Molecule: messenger RNA, 1481 nt
Organism: Chara braunii
Lineage: Eukaryota; Viridiplantae; Streptophyta; Charophyceae; Charales; Characeae
Source: the annotation of a GenBank genome assembly